Messenger RNA from Cylicocyclus nassatus, 1190 nucleotides. The record is from the annotation of a GenBank genome assembly. NCBI's taxonomy places the organism in Eukaryota, Metazoa, Nematoda, Chromadorea, Rhabditida, Strongylidae.
CAGAGUACAACCUUCUCUUAUUUUUAAGAGUUCAUAACAAGCAUAGAUCGCGCUUAUAGGUAAUCACGUAUCUGCAAAAUGCAGAACGAUGACAUCACUUGGAAUAUCUUGCGCAAAGGACAGUGCGCGUAUAAAGCUUGGACGAAGCCAACGUUAUUUUGUCGGAAUGAGUUCAAUUUGACGGGUUUGUGCAAUCGAGCGUCGUGUCCGCUAGCAAAUUCUCAAUAUGCAACUGUUAGGGAAGAAAACGGAGUAUGCUACCUAUAUAUGAAAGUAGUUGAAAGGAGUCAUUAUCCUCGAAGGUUGUGGGAAAAAAUCAAAUUAUCAAAGGAUAUGAACAAGGCCUUGGAACAAAUAAGUGACAAUUUGCUUCACUGGAGUGAAUAUGUACGGCAUAAAUGUAAGGCUAGGUUGAUUCGAAUCCAUCAAUACUUGAUACGAAUGAGGCGCAUGGCUCUGAAGGGAACACAAAAGAAGAUCAUACCUAUUGCACGAAAAGUUGAGCGGCGUGAGAAGCGUCGAGAAGAGAAAGCACUGGUUGCGGCAAAGCUUGACAAAGCCAUCGAGAAUGAGCUUCUUUCGCGAUUACGGCAAGGAACGUAUGGGGAUAUUUAUAACUUCCGACAAGAAGCAUUUGAACAAAUGUUAGACGAAAAUGAGACAACUCUGGAGCAAGAACAGGAAGUGGAAGUGGAGGAUGAUGAGGAUGUUGGCCGAGUCACUUACGUAGCAGAUUUGGAGUCAUCAGAUGAUGAAGAUAUGGAAGAUAUUGAAGAUACAGCAGGAGGACACUGGACUCCGCCUGACACUGACAGUGAAGACGACGAUUGGCAACGACCACAAGAGGGUGGUGAGGAAGAAUAUGCAGAGGACGAAGAUAUGAGCGAAGGUGAAGAGGUUGGGGAGCCACCAGUGAAGAAGUCGAAAAAGAAGAAGAGCAAGAAGGAGCCGAAACCUGGAAAGGCUCCAAAGAGACGACGGCCUCAUGUCGAAAUUGAAUAUGAAGAUGAAACAGAAGUACGGCAAAAGCUCAAGGCGUGAUUGGAAGAAGUUUCUCAUAUUUUUAUGUUAUUGUGCUUGUUAUGGUUUCAUUGUUCUGUUGGUCCUGUUACAUCUAUAUUUAUGGUCGUUUCGUUUGAAGGUUGCUCUUUUCCUUGACCGUUGUUAAAUUCAGUGCAGUUGUUAUGAAG